Molecule: messenger RNA, 1390 nt
Organism: Ziziphus jujuba (common jujube)
Lineage: Eukaryota; Viridiplantae; Streptophyta; Magnoliopsida; Rosales; Rhamnaceae
Product: transcription factor MYB59
Exons: 2
Coding region: 197-1042 (281 amino acids)
Biological process (GO): regulation of DNA-templated transcription
Cellular component (GO): nucleus
Molecular function (GO): sequence-specific DNA binding; DNA-binding transcription factor activity
Source: RefSeq, a predicted model, not a curated record
CUAUACCUCUCCAUGAACCGAGAGAGAGAGAGAGAGAGAGAGAGAGAGGGAAAAAAAAAAGGUAAUUAGUUGGUAGUGGAGAAGAAGAUCAACAACAAAGAAUACCCAUUUUUCUACUUCAAAAGAAAAAAAGAGUGACAAGGAAGAAAAAGAAAGAAAGAAUGAAAACUGUGCAAGAUGAAAUCCGCAAAGGUCCAUGGACGGAGCAGGAAGAUUUCCAACUGGUUUGCUUUGUCGGACUGUUUGGAGAUCGUCGUUGGGAUUUCAUAGCCAAAGUUUCAGGUUUGAAGGUGGCGGGAGACAAAUAAUAGGUAGGUUAUUCGGAGAUGGCAAAGUUUUGCAAGGAGCUUUCCCCUUAACCACCAACCAUUUAUGGGUAUUUGUUGUAGGUUUGAACAGAACAGGAAAAAGUUGCAGGUUGCGUUGGGUCAAUUACCUCCACCCUGGUCUCAAACGAGGCAAAAUGACCCCCCAAGAAGAACGCCUUGUCCUUGAGCUUCAUGGAAAAUGGGGAAAUAGAUGGUCAAGAAUUGCUAGGAAAUUACCAGGGCGUACUGAUAAUGAGAUCAAGAACUACUGGAGGACCCACAUGAGGAAGAAAGCUCAGGAGAAAAAGAGAGAUGCUUCUCCAUCAUCUUCUUCAUCUAAAAGUUGUUCCUCCAAUUCAUCAAACAUUACCACUGUGGUGGAUGACUCUGUGGCUUUACCUCAAACAACUGGUGUGCAAAGCUUUUACGACACAGGAGGGAAAGAGAUUUCAACUUCAAAAGGAAAGAUUAAUGAAGACAAGAAAGAAGAUGACAAAGGGUGUUACUCCAUGGAUGAUAUAUGGAAGGAAAUCUCACUCCCUGAAGUUAACAAUAUUAUUGAUCCAGUAGUUCUCUUCGAUGGUUAUGGUGAACAAGGUUGUAAUUUCUCUGCAUGUCCUAUAAUGGAGUCUUCUUCGUCAUGGGAGGAAUAUUGCUCUGAUUCUCUUUGGAAAAUGGAUGAUGAUGAAGAGAGUAAGAUGAUGCUUUUCCCAAACACAUAUCUAACUGGCUGAUUAGAAUUCUAUUCAUUAAGAUUUGUUCAUAUGUAUAAUACUUUGUCAAAAAAAAAGAAAAAAAAGAAAAAAAGAAAAAAAAAAUUCUCUAACCUGUAUAGCAUGGGUUUUCUCUAAGCUUUCUUAUAGAAAGCUCUGCAUCUAUCUCCAGCAAAAAUCACCUUAUGCAUAAUAGUAGUUGGUGUUCUUCAUGCUUUUGUGUGUUUUCUUUACCUUUUCAUUUCAGAGAGGAAACAGAGAACUUGAUCAUCAAAAUCCCAUGAAUUAUAUGUAUUCAUGGAUGCAUUGUAAAAUAUGCAUUUUAACUAUUACUAUUGAAUCAAAAGCUGUUGCAGUUUGACAUUCCAA